This is a messenger RNA of Puntigrus tetrazona (Sumatra barb), 3357 nucleotides long. It is a transcript of the gene fam161a, whose product is annotated as FAM161 centrosomal protein A. Gene Ontology annotation, cellular component: cilium. Lineage: Eukaryota; Metazoa; Chordata; Actinopteri; Cypriniformes; Cyprinidae. Gene Ontology annotation, biological process: cilium organization. The transcript has 7 exons. The record is from RefSeq and is a predicted model, not a curated record. Bases 16 to 2445 code for a protein of 809 amino acids.
GAGAUAGAGACGGAUAUGAAGAAGUCUCACCGCACUAAUGUCCUGGUGAUGUCCUGUCUGAAGACUCCGGUGGACCCGCACACUAAAGUCCCGUUAGCUCAGUACGAGAGGGAGAGAUCGCUGCCUGCGCUCACGGACAACAGGCACUAUGAGAAAGAGAUGGAGUAUGACUCUGGAUCCGAGCUGGCGACCGACGAACCUCCUGCUAAAGACAGCAAUGCGCUGCUGAUCAAAGAUUAUCGCGUGACGGGCGAUCACAUCGAUCUCAGGGAGUUCUACUUCUCAAACCAAGAGUACUACCGUAAACUAGAGCAGCUGAAGAAGGCUCACCUCCAAACAAUGGCCGAACUCGAACUCAUGUAUCGCAAGAAACUGGACCUCAAGGGGGUGAGCGCUGCGGACAACACCGAUCGGACCAAUCUUUCACCACAAGGAAGGAGUCCAGUGAUAGCCAGCAAUCUGAAAAAAGCCCGGUCUGCUCUGGAGCUGCGGCGAACUUCAGAUCUUUCUGACUUGUCUGAUGAAGAGUGCAAUGCUGACAAUGGCAACACCGAGAAAGGCCUUCAAAUCUCGCCCAAAGAGCACAUCAAGAACAUGUGGAAAGACUUCAGCGUGCAUAAGCUUUCUCCACCUCGAUGGGACCGGAUUUCGUCUUCACUGCAGAGCUUGCCUGCCGACUGCCAGGCUGCUAGCAAACUCAAGGGCAGGGCCAAAGGUCAACGGCUAAAAAAACACAAGCAAGUGGUAGACGAGGUUUGGCAGCCGAGGGUAACGGUACCCAAGCCUUUCCGGAUGACCCUCCGUGAGGCGGAACGCCGCAAGAAAGGCAUAAAAUCGCGCUCGGAGAUGGAGCAAGAGAACGCGGAUCUCCGGCGCCAGGUGGAGGAGCUCACCGAGUGCCACAGGAAAUUCCGAGCCAGUCCGGCGCCUGCUCACGUGCGCCUCCCGCUGUACGAGGAGCUGCAGGAGCGCGACGAGGAGCGCCGGCGGCUUCAUCGCGACUUAGAGCAGCAGCGCCUCCACACCUUUCAAAGACCCUUCAGCUUCCUGGAGCGCGAACGGCUGAAGAAAGAGCAGAAGGAGGCCAAGCUCCACGAGCAAAUGCUCAGACACGACCGAGAGGAAGAGGAGAGGAAGAAAUGCCCUUUCAAGGCCAAACCCGUCCCGCGGGCGGUGAAGGAGGCCGCGUCGGGCGAGCAGCAGAAGGAGGAGGAGCUCUACAGGGCCAUCAAGAUGCAGAUGCGGGCGAGAGAGCUGCUCCACAGCGCCUCCAUGCCUCCUAGCAUGCUCGCGAGGCAGCUCAGCGAGAAGCAGGUGAGCAAAGCCGCGGCCCAGGAUGAAGAGCAAACGCACAGACCCAAAAUCAACGCCGAAGUUCCAGACUUCGACGGCAGCUACAGGAGGUUUCGGAAGCAGCUGGCGAAGCACAAAGAAGUGAGACCCGCCACGGCGUGCGAACCCUUCCAGCUGCGCACCGCUAAUAUCGCCUCGCGCAAAGAGCGCAUCAUGGCGGACAUCGAAGCAGAGGUAAAGAGCCCAAGACCGUCACGCUGGCCGUUCAUGACCCCACCUGCUCUCUCGCCCAGAACGCCCUCGUCAUCCCUCUGCUCCUCUCUGUCUGGAAGUCAGGAAUGCUUGUCAGCUAAAAUCACAGAUGCAGCCAAGAAACGGCAGGAAGCUGUGAGAAAAGUUCUUGAGCAGAGAAAGCGGGCAGAAGAAGAGGAGGAGAAAUGGAAGGAGAAGCAAAAACAGAGAGAGAAGAGACUACAAAGAGUGAUCACAAAGCGAGCCCAGGCGAACGACCCGCACGUGACCCUGGCCCAGACAUGCCCGUCCAAACUAAAAGAGUUCAGGAAGCAAGAUCUUCAGAGACAAAGAGAGUACCGGGAGGAGAUGAGAGAAAUCCAGGAAAGAGUGAAGGGAAGACCACUCUUAUUGGAACAGGUAGCACAGAUGAAUGCUAAGAGAGCAGCGGAAAAGCUCUACUCCGUAACUUUGCAUGGAUGUGGUCUGAGCGAGUCCUUUAUCAGCAGCAAAGCCCCUAAAGACUCGAAACACGGACAGACUCCAAGCCCCACCCGCUCUGGCAGCCAAACUCCACCCACAUACAGGAAUGAAGAUCAUGAGGAACUACCAGAUCUGCAGGAUUCUCUUCUCGAUGACUAUGCAGAUGAUUAUGAAGAGUAUGACCAAGAAAUGGAGGCAGAACACAUGGACAGGGAUGAGGACGACAGAUACGAUGAAGAAAAGGGCUACGACGAAGGACACUCGUAUCAUGACAAGCUGGAUUUUGAUGAUGAUGAUGAUGAUGAUGAUGAUGAUGAUGAACAGGACGAGCGUUAUAAAGAUGAUGACUUCAGCAGUAAGCACAGCCAGAGCAGCAGGGGUAGCGAAAGUAAAAACAGUCACCAUAGCGACAGGAGCAGAACAGGUAGUGUUAAUUAGCUGACGAAAGUGAUCGUUAGCUUUAUUCUGCAUGUUUAAUUUGUUUUUAAACCAAGCAAACCUCGGUAGCAAAUUGUUGUAUAUAUGCGUGUGAGAGAGACUCUCACUAACCUUAUUAAAGGGAUAGUUCACCUAAAAAUUAAAAAAAACAUCCUUUACUGCUGAAAACAAAAGAUGUUUUGAAGAAUGUAGAUAACCAAACAGUUUCUGGUCCCCGUUGACCAUAGUAGGUUUUUUUUCCCAUGUUACCAACAACUGCUUGUUACCCACAUUCUUUAAAAUAUCUUCCACAGAAGAAAGAAACUCGUACAGGUUUGGAAAGGCUUGAGGCUAAAUAAAUGAAUUAUGUGUCCAUUUAAGGACAUGUUCGCAUCACAUUUCACCGUAAAAAAAUAUAAUACAGAGCACAUUAAAUCACAAAUAAAGUGGGAUACAAACACAAACACACAUUUCAUACACACACACACACACACACACACACACAUAUAUAUAUAUAUAUAUAUAUAUAUAUAUAUAUAUAUAUAUAUAUAUAUAUAUAUAUAUAUAUUGUUCUAAGAGUAAUUGUGAGGAAUUACCAGUAAUAAUAAUAAUUCUGCAAUGAAACUGAUCAUAAUAAGCUUAAAAUUUCUUUAUGCAAAGUAUAAUUUCCUUAUUUAUUUUUGAGGCAGAAUGUGACCUGGACAUGUUUACAUAGCAUUCACACAACAUAAAAUAUGGCAACAUAAAAAAAAAAAAAAUAUAUAUAUAUAUAUAUAUAUAUAUAUAUGUGUGUGUGGAAAUAAUUGCCUGUCUACUAUAGUAUAUAUUUAACAAAGGGCCAAAAACUCAAAUAUGUUACACAUUAAAUCAGCGUUUGCAUAUGCAACGAGAGAAAAUAACUUAAUAUGUGGAAAAUAAACUUUAUUAUUGCAA